Prorocentrum cordatum is the source of this 756-nucleotide messenger RNA. The record is from the annotation of a GenBank genome assembly. NCBI's taxonomy places the organism in Eukaryota, Dinophyceae, Prorocentrales, Prorocentraceae.
AUGUACGACAACGAGGCGUUGUACGACAUAUGCCGCCGCAACCUUGACAUCGAGCGUCCUACGUACACCAAUCUGAAUAGGCUGCUGGCGCAGAUCAUCUCCUCGUUGACUGCGUCGUUGCGCUUCGACGGUGCCCUGAAUGUGGAUAUCACCGAGUUCCAGACCAACUUGGUACCCUACCCGCGCAUCCACUUCAUGCUCUCGAGCUAUGCACCAGUGAUCUCUGCGGAGAAAGCGUACCAUGAACAGUUGUCAGUGGCGGAGAUCACCAUGUCCGUCUUCGAGCCGGCAUCCAUGUACGUGAAGUGCGAUCCUCGUCAUGGCAAGUACAUGGCGUGCUGUAUGAUGUACCGUGGAGACGUCGUGCCCAAGGAUGUGAAUGCAGCGGUCGCUACUAUCAAGACCAAACGUACCAUUCAGUUUGUGGACUGGUGCCCCACAGGCUUCAAGUGCGGUAUCAACUACCAGCCUCCUACUGUGGUUCCCGGCGGUGACCUGGCUAAGGUGAUGCGUGCCUGCUGCAUGAUCAGCAACUCCACAGCCAUCGCAGAGGUUUUCUCCCGCAUCGACCACAAGUUCGACCUCAUGUACUCGAAGCGCGCUUUCGUGCAUUGGUACGUGGGCGAGGGCAUGGAGGAGGGUGAGUUCUCCGAGGCUCGCGAGGACCUGGCGGCGCUGGAGAAGGACUACGAGGAGGUGGGCAUCGAGACCGCGGAGGGCGAGGGCGAGGAGGAGGGCUACGGCGACGAGUUCUGA